GCGCACGGCGUUCACAUUUUGGGAGAUUUUGGCGUGGAACGAGUCAGCCAUUUUUGUUACUUGACAUAGGGAAUAUAUUUUGUUUCUAUGUGUAACCUAGUGGUCUGAACUCAUAAAAACCAAAGCCCAGGCUGAAAGUGAUAACUUUAUUUUAUAAUGAAAUGUUUUAAAUGGAGAUUAAUUCCCGUUUGCCUUGUGAACUGCACUUUUUGAUGGACCCAAGGGCACUACUUCAUAGUCAACUUGGUGCUAUAAAUGACCCCGAUUUUCUGUGAAAAACAAACCAGAGAGCAUCCACGGAAGCCGAUUCUGUUAGAGCUAAGUAGAUAAAUUGUGUACAUAGACGCUUAGGGUAGAAAAACUGCUAAUGAAGCAUUAUAUUCUGUAAAGAAUCGUUUCAACGUAGUCUCACCUGGACGUCAAACUAUAAUUUAUUCAACAUGUCGACUCGAACCCCACUGCAGACGGUUCACGAAUCGGUUACAUCGGAAUCAAGAAGCAGCAAUCGCCGGCAAACCGACGACAAUGCUAACCCGAGAAUCUCCUCCUCUGGGCGUAGAACGGAUGAACCACACAUAGGAAAAUACAGACUGAUCAAAACGAUAGGCAAGGGAAAUUUUGCCAAAGUCAAGUUGGCCAAACAUGUCCCAACUGGCAGGGAGGUUGCAAUCAAAAUUAUUGACAAGACACAGCUGAACCCAUCAAGCUUAAACAAGCUUUUUAGGGAAGUUAGAAUAAUGAAGAACUUGGAUCAUCCCAACAUUGUGAAACUGUUUGAAGUGAUUGAAACAGAGAAAACAUUGUACUUAGUCAUGGAGUAUGCAAGUGGAGGAGAAGUAUUUGACUAUCUUGUUGCCCAUGGUAGAAUGAAAGAAAAGGAAGCAAGAGCCAAAUUUCGUCAGAUUGUAUCAUCUGUGCAGUACUGCCAUCAAAAGCAUAUAGUCCACAGGGAUCUUAAGGCUGAAAACUUACUCUUAGAUGGUGAUAUGAACAUAAAGAUUGCCGACUUUGGUUUUAGCAAUGAGUUUGUUCCAGGAAAUAAGCUGGACACGUUCUGUGGGAGCCCUCCAUACGCUGCUCCAGAAUUGUUUCAGGGGAAGAAAUAUGAUGGUCCUGAAGUGGAUGUGUGGAGUUUAGGGGUUAUAUUGUAUACACUAGUCAGUGGAUCUCUUCCAUUUGAUGGACAGAAUUUAAAGGAAUUGAGAGAAAGGGUGUUACGUGGAAAAUACCGAAUCCCCUUUUACAUGUCCACAGACUGUGAAAAUCUGUUAAAAAAGUUUUUAGUAUUAAAUCCUACUAAGAGAGUUUGUCUAGAGAAUAUUAUGAAGGACAAGUGGAUGAAUAUAGGUUGCGAGGAUGAUGAACUUAAACCUUUUGUAGAGCCCCCUGCAGACGUCCUUGACCCUUUGCGGAUAGAAUUGAUGCUAAACAUGGGCUACUCAAGGCAAGCUGUGGAGGACUCCAUCACUCACCAGAAGUAUGAUGACGUCCAGGCCACGUACCUGUUGUUAGGGAGAAGGACUUCAGACUUGGAGGGCAGUGACCGCUCUGGCAGUAGUCAGUCUUUAAGACAUUUAGGACAGAUGUCCUCCAAUAGGCCACAUAGUGAAAACACAGCCAAUAGCCAGUCUCCUAACAAAGUGACCCGCAGUCAGUCGGCGACCAGCAGUGGAACCAAUCAAGGCAGGCGCCGGUACAGCCAGGGCACAGAAAAUAACGGUAGUAUCAAACGAACUACAGGACCAUCAAGUUCUCAAUCAUCAUCGCACACCCCACGUAGACAGAACACCAUCGACUCUUCCUCAACCAAGGAGAAUGCCCUUUCAGGGCGCAAAACGCCCUCUGGAGGCCCCAUCAUGGAAUCUCCAAAGAGAUCUCCUUUCGUACGAGAGAGUAUCAAAGGCCAGCAGAUCAGUUCCACACCAACCCGUUCUACAAUGCCCAAAAAAUUAACUUCAUCCCAGACCUCAUCUUCCUCUUCGUCUUCAGCCAAGAACAGCUCCUCCAUUCACAGUAGUAUUCCCCGCCGGACGGGCCGCAGCGAGACCUUCAGCCCUGGGGACGUCCGCUCCGCCCCCUCCCAGGACAAACCAACCCGCACAACUAACGGCCAGGAUCUCAGAGGACCAAUGUCCAAUUCAACUGGUGGUACAGAAAAUCCGUCGGUCCGGCCCAAAAGCCACGUAAAGUCUGCAAGUCUAACACAAUCCCAGGUGGCCCGCGUCACUGACCUACCUCCUCUGAACGAUGGCGACAACUUUCGACCAACGACUGCCCCGGGAAAAACUUUACCUGUUUCUCCUGUACCACCCAAAAGUUAUCUGAAUAGAACUGUUCUCAGAAACACAUUCCACGGUGGUCCAGUGAGAGACAGACGGCAACCCAGAACUUACAACGGACCCGAUCACACUCAGGACACCUCUGCCAUGAAUGCGGCAGGUCGCAUGUCAUUUUUCAAUAAACUAAGUCAAAAAUUCAGUCGAAGGGAAAACACAACUUUGAGUGGGGAGAAGGUGGAUCAAAAGUCAUUGAGUCGUGAACUGUACGUUUCCACUCACAACAAAUUGUUCCGCAGGUCAGUUGCAGAGGGACAGUCCGACAACCCCAUGGUCAAGCCCAGGUCACUGAGAUUCACGUGGAGCAUGAAAACCACGAGUUCUAUGGACCCUAAUGACAUGAUGAAGGAAAUCCGGAAAGUGUUAGAUGCCAACAACUGUGAUUAUGAACAGCGGGAGAAGUUUCUGUUACUGUGUGUACACGGGGACCCGAAUACGGACAGCUUAGUGCAAUGGGAAAUGGAGGUGUGUAAGCUUCCGAGACUCUCCCUCAAUGGGGUGCGAUUCAAACGGAUUUCAGGGACCUCUAUAGGGUUUAAGAACAUUGCUUCAAAAAUUGCCAAUGAACUUAAACUGUGAUGCCAUGUUAAAGUGCUGGAAUGUUGACCGAUUAGUUUGGGGGAACAUGAAGCGGGGCACGUCGGGAUGGGCCAGAUUCCCAAAGGUGUGGGAGAGAGAGUGUCGGUGGACAGAUUGGACAGAUUAUAGAUAUUAACUUGUCUGUGGUAAAAAAUUUAUAUAACAAUCGCAUUAACAGAUUUUUAUUUUGUACAAAUGUGUAAAGAACAUAUAAAGUAUUUGUAUGAUAAAAUAAAUGGGAGCCCACGCAGAAAGCGGGGCUGAUAAUGUGUACACAAGUAUGUAUAUUUAAGACUGUGUAAAUGAUGAAAAAACAAGUGAAUAGUGUGUGUGUGUGAGUGCAUAUGUAAUGAACUUUGAGGGAUGGGCACUGAAAUGGAUAGUAAUUGCUCCUCACCUGCUCACUCAAAUCAGAACUGGAUGUACUGAUUCUGGUAUGUCCAGAAAGUAAAGUAGGAUAAGGUCUGUCAGUGAAAUUAAGUAAGAUUCAGUAACAGUUCUAAUGUCGGUGAUGAGGUAUAAGUAGAAAUGCUUGGGCUUGUAAACUGUGAUAUCUCUUGAUAGUGCCAUCCCUCUUAGUGUCAGUUGUCUAGUGCAAUUUACUUUCCAAAGGUAAAAAUUGUGAACAAAUGAUACAGGCAGUGUUCUUUUAAAAAUCAGUUUUUUAAUCAUGUCUGCAUGUGUUUGCUAAAUGCUUCCAUGAAAGAGUUUUAAUCUUCAUAAUACCUAGGAAAAAAAUAUAGCUUUGGCAUAUCCAUGCUUACUGAAUAUAAGAGAUGGUAUUUCAAGCAUAAUGUUUUGUAUCAGUCAGUGACGGUCACAUUUUUUUCUUCUUAUUUUCAUGGACAAAAUUUGAUAAAAAAGUACAAAUGAGAUUAAAUUUGUAGAAGUAGUAGUAAGCAGUAUUCUGCAGGGAUGGAAUACUUGCAUUAUAAUCUAGACAAAACUACAGUUUCCUUUCUGUUUUUCCGUGUAACUGUUAAUAUACACUUGGAUGUGGAGUAUUUGCACUCUUGUCAAACAAUAUUUCUUUGUUAGUAUGCCUGUUUUGUUGUAUAUCAUUUUAUAUUAAUCAAACUAAUUAACAAAGAACAAUUUUUUUUAUUAUUAUUUGAUAAAACAACAAGUAGAAGUUGUGUCCAUGUAACAUAAAAUAGCCACCCUCUAUUUAUAAAUUAAACAAUUGAUAUGUUAAAGGUUAAGGUUGAAUUAUGAUGAGCACUUUUUUGGAUGGAUAUUUUAAUUUUCUACCUUCUUUCUCUGGAGAUUCUCAGCUUUUCUGUUUUCAAAACAGGCUGGUUUGCAGUCAGUGUUGUAGACAAGAUCACCAUGUACAUGUACCAAGCAAUUGUGCCAAGAAAAGUCAUUUUUCCAGUUUUAUAUGCAUCCCUUGCACAUGCAAUUUUUCAGAGGUGAAUUUGUUGAUUGAUUGUUCAUUUUGAUUUUACUUUCAGCAAAUGCCACUGUGUGACAACUUCUUGAUUAACCUUGCAGUUUAUUUUAAAGUUCAGAUCUUUGUUACAAUUCUUGGACCAAUAAUGAUGAAUUAAGUUCUCUUGACAGUAUUUUUGUAUGAUAAGUGAUUUUUUUUGCAUGAAAUGCAUUUUUUUUAAAAAGGCUUCUUUUCUUAUGAAAAAAAAAUUGUAAAUAAAAAAAAACAAAACAAAAUAAAGACAAGAAGGAUUUAUUUCAGCCACAUCUUUAAUAUGUACAAUUUGUUUCUACUUAAGUUAUUUUUUAGAGGAAAUAAAAAUUAGUUGUUGGUACCUGAGAAUAGUUUUGUACAGGAGCUUAUUUGAAGCGGUACUUAAAUUAAUCUGCAAGUUCACAUGAAUUCCACUCAGGAAGGGAGCUUUUCUUCAUUUUUUUUGUCUCACUUUAUCAUGCACAACAGGGUGUAAGGAAGGUACACAUGUGGUCAUGGAGAAUGUGAUAUCAAAUGACAGGUUUUAUUUUGACAUUGGAGACUUGUUAGCGAUUCAUUAUCUGUACUCAGGCAUCUCAAUAGAUUGUAUUGUUUUUAUGCUUUUUCUUGAGUCAUUUAAAUGUGGUGUAAUAUUACAGGGAUGUAACAUUGUACAUGUAAAACCCCCAAUAUGCAUGGAAACAGGACAAUCUGAUUUUGAUGUCUGGACAUUGUUGUUUGUUACCCAGAGUUCACCCUAUCAAGAAAUUAAUCUUUUUAUCAAUUGUCAUACAGUUACUUUUAGUUCAUCAUGAUAAAUAGUGAACAGGCAAUUAAAAAUUUCAUGAAAUGAUAAA
This is a messenger RNA of Saccostrea cuccullata (small rock oyster), 5177 nucleotides long. RefSeq names its product MAP/microtubule affinity-regulating kinase 3-like. Gene Ontology annotation, molecular function: tau-protein kinase activity; protein serine/threonine kinase activity; ATP binding. The transcript has 20 exons. NCBI's taxonomy places the organism in Eukaryota, Metazoa, Mollusca, Bivalvia, Ostreida, Ostreidae. The record is from RefSeq and is a predicted model, not a curated record. Gene Ontology annotation, cellular component: cytoplasm. Gene Ontology annotation, biological process: intracellular signal transduction; microtubule cytoskeleton organization; protein phosphorylation. The coding region runs from base 441 to 2915 and encodes 824 amino acids.